This is a messenger RNA of Phycodurus eques (leafy seadragon), 7118 nucleotides long. RefSeq names its product ankyrin repeat and sterile alpha motif domain containing 1Ab (gene anks1ab). Bases 76 to 1902 code for a protein of 608 amino acids. Gene Ontology annotation, molecular function: protein binding. Gene Ontology annotation, cellular component: cytosol. NCBI's taxonomy places the organism in Eukaryota, Metazoa, Chordata, Actinopteri, Syngnathiformes, Syngnathidae. The record is from RefSeq and is a predicted model, not a curated record. The transcript has 15 exons.
CAUCUUUGUCUUCCCGUCUCACCACUCACUGACAUAUCUUGGAUAUCCCAGAAGGAACCACCCUGGCAUAAAACAAUGGCACUGCGCACGCCGGAUGCGGAUCCCUCCAAAGUCAUCCAGACCGACGGGAAGGAGCCCGGCGAGGUGACGGCCGGGUUCACGCCGGCCGCCGGCAACCUGAGGCUGACCCGAACUUUGUCCAAAUCGGACUCUGACUUGCUGGCGCCGCCGCUCGGAGAAGACGACGGAGGUCACGCCGCUCGGAGCGGAUCCGUGUCCAAGUGCAAGCCGGGCCAGCCCUCCAAGGAGCGAAUGCCUUCCUUCGCCUCGGAGUGGGAUGAGAUUGAGAAGAUCAUGGACCUGAUCGGCGCCGGCAUCCAGACAUCCGACAAGAAGCAGGCGAGCUCAGAUGGGGCGUGCGGCAAAGCCCUGGACCAGCCGGUGGGCGAGUGGCUGGAGCGAGCCGGGCUGCCGCAGUACGAGGGCAAGUUCCUGCUCAACGGCUUCGACGACCUGCGCUUCAUGGGAAGUAACGUGAUGGAGGACCAGGAUCUCCGAGACAUUGGGAUCACCGACCCGGGACACAGGAAGAAAAUCCUGCACGCAGCACGCGGACUGCCCAAGGUCAAAGCUCUGGGCUGCGACGGUAGCACAUCUCUGGCCUCGUGGCUGGACGGACUGGGCCUGCACGAGUAUCUGCCCAACUUCCUUUCUAGUGGCUACCGCACACUGGAGUGCGUCAAGAACCUGUGGGAGCUGGAGAUCAUCAAUGUGAUCAGAGUGGGUCCGCUGGGCCACAGGAAGCGGAUCAUCGCCUCUCUGGCCGAGAGACCCUACGAGGAGGCGCCCUCCAAGUCCAGACGUCUGUCUCCUAUCAUGUUCCACGACCUCCUGUCCCAGACCACUUGCCCCUUGGGCCAGAUGGACCCCUACACCAGUCGCUCCAUGGACAUGCUGCUGCCCCCGGGCGAGGCCGAUCGGCGCCGGCGAGGAGGAGGAGGAGGACCGGAUCAGGACUGUAGCGUCUCUCUGCGUUCCUACUGUGAGCGGCCGCGCUCUGUCGACCGACACGGCGAGCGACACAAAGAAUCUCGCGUGAACCUACGGCCGCCGAGCCACUCUGCUACCUACGCCACCGUGUCCGCAUGGCACCACCAGCCCGAGAAGCUCAUCCUGGACGCCUGCGGGUACGAGGCAACUUACUUAGGUUCAAUGAUAAUCAGGGAUCUACGGGGGAUCGAAUCCACACAAGAUGCCUGUGCUAAAAUUAGGAAAUCAAAGGAUUCCAGAAAGGGUCCUGUUGUUAUUCUCUCCAUUACCUACAGGGGGGUUAAGUUCAUCGACGCAGCCACAAAGGCUAUAGUCGCAGAGCACGAGAUUCGGAACAUCUCGUGUGCCGCCCAGGACCCGGACGACCUGUGCACGUUCGCCUACAUCACCAAAGACCUGAAGAGCGGCCACCAUUUCUGUCACGUCUUCAGCACGGUGGAGGUGACGCAGACAUACGAGAUCAUCCUAACGCUGGGCCAGGCCUUUGAGGUGGCCUACCAGAUGACCGUGCAGUCCAGGCAGAGACACUACAUCCCCCACUUGUCCCUGGGCUCCGAGGUCGUCGAGACCAAGAGCAGCCGGCCCGUGUCGCAGGCGUGGAGCAGCAUGAGGAGAUCAGCCGGUGCCCCCGUGCUCGAAUGCCGCUGCUGUCACUGUCACACGUGCACCACCCACCGUCCAACCUUCCUCCCGUUGCACUCCGUUAACUCCGGAGUCCAGAUCGACCCCAUGGAGAUGGACGCAGACAUGCACUCCCUGGGCAGCACCUCCUGGCUCUUGGACCAGCGCGACGCCAGCAGGCGGCCCUUCAGCACCAACCUCUCUUGUCUUACCAGGCAUCUACCACUGUGAGGCUCUGUGAGGAGGGACAAGGAAGCCAAACCAAUAAGCAGUUUUGUUUUUGUUUUCUAUGCAUUUGUACAAAAAAAAAAAAAAAAAAAAACACACACUGGGUGGGUCACCAACACACUUUUGCUGCACUUUGAGGAGGCCGGCAGCCCGAUGUCAUGUCAUGGCCCCCCAUGAACACCACCCAAUGACUGCACGCUGCUUCGCCAACACACUUGACUGAGAGAUUGGGGGGGGGGGGGGGGGGGGAGAGUAGUUGUUGGGGGUCUCUGCUCUGGCCUUGUAACUGCCCUGUGCCUCUCAGCGUCACGGUAGCACCGAGAGACAAAAAAAACAAAAAAGAAGAAAAAAAAAAAAAAACACUGUUGACACAUGGCACUAUCCCUUUGAACAUGUCAGCCGAGGCGUCCAUUUUUGUGAUACUUUUUUUAAUAGGCUGAGGCACCAUUUGAGACAAUUUUUGUAAAUGGAACCCAAACACACCCUGAUUAUAUUUGACUAUAUUAAAAACAAAAAAGAAGAGGGCCCGAGCACGCGCUUUCCCCCAAAUUAGCAUCUCAUUAUCACGCUUAAACGUCUCGCACGCCUAGUGUGUCACGUCGUGUUAAAAAAGAAACCAAAUGUAAAUGUUUUUUUUUUUUUUUUUGUGUUGUCGUGAUAACGAAUUGAUUUGCUAUGCUGAGAGCACGACACGCACGUGCACGCGCACACCGUGUUUCAUUUUGUUUGAAGGAUGUUGUUGUGGCGUCAACACGCUUGUCGUCACGCUUGGCCACUUUUUGUGUGUGUGUGUGUUUGUGCAUUGACAGACUGUUAAAGAUGUGACCCGUGCGUUUGUGUGGCACCGUAGUAACAGCAGCGUUCUUGCCACCGUGUUCUGACUGUUACCUUCCACUGGUGAUGCAUGAUGGUAGCGUUUUGUUAUGUGUUUUGGUACCUGUGCCAAGCCGGGCCAGGAAAGAAGUCUGUUUCUGUGUGUGUAUGUGUGGCGUCUCCCAUCCCGUUCCGUCCUCCCACGGCCUCGGUUUGAACGUCACCAAUCAGUCGCCUCCAUCCCACCGUCCGUCCAUCUUCAUCUCGCUGACAUGAGGUCGCGCAUGUUCUCCCGUCUCGUGUGUCACCGUGGCAACCUGCUCUUGUAUGGCUGCAAAGGAAGGAUGGGUGAAGUCAAGACAUUUAUUUAAUCCUGAAGUUCAGAGUUAACUCUCUUUAUAUUCAAACUUAACCCUAACCCAAAUACGGCUCCCAGGGUACUGAAGCCAGUGUCGUAUUCAUUGGCACGCUUUCUUUGCUAGACCGGGGGAACCGCACUCCAUUCACCUUCCACCAGUCUGGGUUUUAGUUAAAAACCAAAAUCUCUUCUGUUUGACUUUCAUUUUUGAUUUCUGAGGCAACCCGUUUAGGGGGGAAAAUAGUUUGGCCUCCUGGUGGCUAUCAAGUACAGUGGUGCCUUGCGCCCGAGCCCAAAAUAAAUUUUUGGAAUGUGUUUUUUAACUAGAAAAAUAUCACUCUAUGAUGUAUCAUGCAAUAUAAAGAAAACAUGCAGUCAUGACAUAAUUAAAUAUAAUUGAACGUUUUUGUCACACUUUCUCCUUCAAUGCACAUUGCGCUGCUCAUUCUGGUGUGAACGUCUUGGCCACCUGGGGGCAGUAUCACACAGACAGAUAUACUGUACUGGCAGCUCAGUUUCCCUCUCGGCUUCUCAGUACAGCAAAAAUAUUAGUCGUUCUUUGUAGAGGAUAAAAAAUAUAUGCUUGUGAGUAUUGUUAUUUGGUCUGUUUGUGUUUAGAUAUCCGUUGCUUAAAGGGUAACAACACCGCCACGUAGAUGCUAAUUGUUAGCCCGUGUGAAGUUUCCCUUCGUAUGUUAGCAUUAAGGUAGCGGAAGCUAUGUGGUUGUUUUUAUUACACAAUGUGGAAUUCUCUUCGUUUUAUUUCGUAUGUUUUCGGAUCGCAAGGCACCACUGUAUUGAAAUCCAUUACACCGCUACGGUGGGACCACGAAAGUGCGACUAAAUUCACUUCUGACGCUUCUGUGUCCAACCUAUGCUCGGUGAGCAUGUAAUGGAUUACCGCACUCAAGUUUUGCAGUUUCUUUUGGUUUUGGGAUGUCACCACAGAAGGGUACCGGCUUUGGUUCCUAUAGGAAUUUUAUUCGGUUCCUAAAGUAGACAAUUUACUGUGGUUGGGUCUGAUUUAAUUGCAAAUGUGUUGUUGUACUUCCAAAUGGUCUCUUACAAACCGUCGCUUCUGUUUCACUUUGGGGUUUGAGAUUCGCCCGUUAAGGCAGCAAACUAGUUGGGCCUGAAUUAACUGUACACAGUAUUCAAAUUAUGUCUCUACAGUGGAUUCUAGUAGUAGACCAAAAUUCUCGUACAUAACAUCAAAUGAUACUUCUAUGUGAAACCUCAGCUCAGUGAGCGUCUAAGUUGUUAACUCAGUUUUACUUUUUAUUUGGCUUUUGGUUUUGUGAUGUCACCACCACUGAAGGAUACCAGAAUAAACAAACGGCUCCAAAUGGUACCUAAUGUGAUUUGGGUUCCUAUGGCAGCGCUAUAGUUGAGCUAACUUAAUUGACCCCUGUCCUGGUGUCAGGAGUGAAAUCCAUUACGUCUAUUGUAAUGCAUUAUUUAUAUGUUAAAAAUAAAUCACUACAAAAGUUUUACUUUGAGAUUUGAUUUCUACAAUAGCCAAUUGAGACAGCAAACUAGCUGGGUCUGAAAAUGAAUUCACACUUUAUUGGUAGUGGUCCAGAAACGAAAUUAUGAACCUCUUAAGCACAUCCUGGCACAAUGCAGUUGCACCCAAAAUAAAGAAAAUAAAAUAUGACUUGUGCAAAAACCCCGAGUUCUAAACCUGCAUUUCCAACCUUUAUUGAGCCAAGGCACAUAUUUUAUUAUAAAAAAAAAUGUCAUGGCACAACACAAAAGAAAAAUGUCACCAAAGGUAAGUAACAGAAAUAAUGAUCGUCUCAGUUUAUUCACAAAUGUACUGAGUGUGAAAUCUGGACGAAGGUACAAAGGGAGGAAAAAGUAAGUGAGCCCUUACGAAUUUCUUACAUUUCUGCCUAAAUUAGUCAUAACAUUUUCAUUCCACCAGUUCAGGGUGUAACCUGCCUCCUGCCUGAUGUUAGUUGGAAUAGGCUCCAGCACGCCCGCAACCCUAGUGAGGUGGCUCAGAAAAUGGAUGGAUGGAUGGAUGGAUGGCAUUUACAUUCUACAUUUCCAUCUAAAUCACAAGAAUAAAUAUAACAAGAAUAAUAUCUGCUGAAACUAAUAUCACACAAACAAUUGUUUUCAUAUUUUUUUUAUAUAUUUAUUGAAAAUGUAUAUUUUUAUUGAAAAUAAUAUAAAAAUUCACAGGACAGGGAUUCUUUCUCAAAGAGCUAAGCAGAGUCAGGUGUGAGCCAACCUGGAGUCCAAUCAAUAAGUAAAAUAGGAGGUCUGGCUAAAAGCUGCUAGGUCACUAGAAAACACACCACAGUUUAGAAUUGUCUUGUCAAGAAGCACUGCCCUGUGUGUACCAUGCCUCGCUCAAAAGAGCUCUCAGAAAACCUACAAUUAAGAAUUGUUGACUUGUAUAAAACUGGAAAAGGUUACAGAAGUAUCUCGAAAAGUCUUGAUGUUCAGUGCACGGAGGUUCAGCAACGCUGCUUCUCUUCCAAAGAGUGGCCGUCCUGUAAAGAUGACUGCAAGAGCAUGCACUCUGUUUAUUCUUGUGAUUUAAAUGAAAAAUAUCAGAAAUUUAAGAAAUCACAAAGGUUUCAUACACUUUUUCCUCCCACUAUAUUAUUCUGUUGUAUGAAUGGCAACAGGUGGAUGGACGCAGUUAAUUGUACCUUCUGCCAUCCAGUGGAAGAGCAUUAAAUUGUUUGGCCCGUCACUAUACAUAGAUAAACAAAAUACAUUAUUUGUGGAAAAUAAUUUUCUGAACAAGUCCCUGUAAAGUGCCAAUAAAUGUCUUGUAAAUUUGACACACCACAGAGAAAAGUGUUGUGAACACAUUCACUGCUGGCUUUAGAAGUCAAAUAUCCAUGUUAACUGGGAAGGCUGGCAGUGAAUGAGUUAACAACCCUGACAAAUGUAAAUGACUAAAAGAAAUCACCAAGUACAUAAAAUGGGUUUAAAAAUCAAGUCACUGUCCCCGCUCACAAAUGCUGUGGGCAUACCCGCCAAAUGCGUGAAACCACGUUCUGCUGAAAAACGGAUGCUACUUCAUCUAUAGCAUCUUUCUCCAGCUUACAUAUCACUACAUGUUUAAGCCAUGAAAAUGUAUCCGCCUAAAGCCUCACGUGGCUGGAAUGUAACCCAUGGGUCAUCGCGGGGCUUUCCACACCAUGACGAGAGGCGCUAGCCAUCAGCUAGCUGGCGAGCUAACAGGUGUAACUCGCAACUGCGUCGGAUUUCCGGUGAUGCGAACGAUGGGGCUCAAGUUGGGAAUCACUCGUUUAAACAAUAGCAUGCAGGCCACAGUUUUAUGAUGGUGAUUGUGCUCAUCAAUGUAUGGGGGUAAUUGGUUUUUGGUACCAAAUUCAGUUCUUCACUUUUUUUACUUAGAUUUCUAAAAGCUAGACAGAAUACUCGUCGGCCUUGACUCCAGCAGCAGCUAUAUGAAGCAAGUUGGAAGGUGACACGGGUGACACACAACGCAUGGUCUUUUUGGGUCUGUUAACAUUUGGUGUUCUCCUUGUGUAGCUCGCCGAAGCGUUCAAGUUCCCGGACACCAAGCUCUGAGUUGCUGAGCGAGCUCGUGCGAGUUAAAGCGGGGAAGCGGUAUAUAAAGCAAAUCCACUCUUGACAUUUAGAUCUCGCUGUGUACGCCCACCGCUUCCCCCCCCCCCCCCCCCCCCCCCCCCCCCCCCGGUACCUAUACACGCUGACGAAUGGUAACCUGUCCGACACGGUCGGCUAAACAGGACUUGGACAACCGCUCCCGUCUCGACAAAAAGGUCAGCGAGGAAGGUCACGUCUACUUUCUGGCCUGUGUGCGACUUCCCUUAUUAUGUAUGUAUGGCGAUGGGUUCAGAGCAGUGUUUUGAUGAGCAUGCCAAUUGAUCUAGGUCGUAGAAAAUGUCAAGAGGGAAAAAAAACUGUACCAGCAAUCAAAGCUUUGCCCAUGUUUGUGGCCAGAGUUGGGUUUGUCAAUGAAAAUGUGAUACUGUUUCCAACAUUUCAAGAAGAAAUAUUAUAUUCAUGAUAUUAAACGAUACAAUGAGAAAAG